AGCGAAUUAUUGUUUUUUUUUUUUUCAUUUGUUUAGUUAAAGUCUGUUUAACUUCAUUCAAUCAUCAGUAUUUCAGUAAUUACUAUAUAAUCAGUAUUCACUAUUGUGGAAUGUAGACGUUCUUGUCUAAAGACAUUGUGCAGUGUGUUGUUAGUUGUAUGAGUUAUGACGGUGUCCCGUUGGUAACUGUUGUGUUCCUUAAAAUUCUUUUGUUUUUUAUUAAUUAUUGAACUCUGAAUUAUUCUCAAGAGCAAUAAAAAUUCAUAGAUUACAAUGGGAACAAAUGUGGUUCACUUUGUAGCAGAAUUAAAAAGAAAUAUAAUUUUUAAUAAUAAACUAAAUGGAUUUGAUGAAGAAAAACAAGAGCUUUUACAAAUUAUAAAAAAAACUACAGAAUUUGGAGAGAGUGAUUCUGUUAUUAUUCUAGGACCAAAAGGAUGUGGAAAAUCUGUGUUAGUUCGAUCUGUUUUAAAAACAUUGUUACCAGAGUCUCAUACAGAGAUUCAUUUAGAUGGUCUAAUUCAUACUGAUGAUAAUUUAGCAUUAAAAAGCAUAAUACAACAACUACAGAUAGAUAAUUUAGAUGGAGCUAAUGUUGAAGGAUCUUUUGCUGAUAACAUAAGUUUUUUACUGGACAGUUUCCGAGCAGGAGACAGAUCUGAUUCAAAGUCUAUUAUAAUGGUCUUAGAUCAAUUUCACUUAUUUUGCUCUCACACCAACCAGACUUUGUUGUAUAAUUUAUUUGAUGCUGUUCAAUCACAACAGAAUCCAUUAUGUAUUAUUGGUCUGACAUCACAUAUUGAUGUCACAGAAUUAUUAGAAAAACGUGUGAAGUCACGAUUUUCUCAUAACCUUAUUAUGCUUAAACCUCCGACUGAUUAUACUAAGCUUUUAGAAAGUAUAAAGAAUUUAAAAAUAAACAAAGAAUACAAGUUGAAACAAGAUGUUUGUGAUAAUUGGAAUAAUAAUAUAGAUGCAUUGCUAACUGAUAGCAGAAUCCAAAAUAUGACCAAGGAUUUAUUGAAAUUAAGCAACAGUAUUACGAAACUGAAUACUUUAAUUUUUAUGGCGCUAUCCAAUGUAACUGAAGACAAAGUAUUAACAGUAAAAAAUAUGAUUGAUUGCUAUACCACUUUAUUUAAAAAAGAUAUUAUUCUUACAAAUUUAACAGGGCUCUCGGUACUAGAAUUUUGUUUGAUUAUUUCAAUUUGUCAUCAUUUAGAAAUUUAUGAUAAAGAGCCAUUUAAUUUUGAGAUGAUUUAUGCUCGCUAUUGUAAAUUUGCCUUGCAAAAUUCAACUUUACUUUUAACAAAACGACAAGUUGUAAUGAAAGCUUUUGAAAGAAUAGCUACAAUUCAAUUGAUACUGCCUGUUGCAGUUAUUGAAAAUAAAAAUGUUUUGAAGGAAUAUCGGCUCUAUAAAUGCUUUGUAAGUUUGGAUAAAGUGAGAUUAGCAUCCAAUAACUAUUAUAGACUACCUCCUGUGAUACACCAGUGGAUAGAUAGUAAUAUUAUUUAAAUGUUAAGAUAUUAAUUAAUGUACAAUAUUCUUAUUUUUAUUAUUUUAUUUAUUUAACUGAUAAAAUAGUUUAUUGGUGAUUCAAAAAUAAAAAUAAAUCAAUUUCUUGUUUUGUA
Adelges cooleyi (spruce gall adelgid) is the source of this 1634-nucleotide messenger RNA. RefSeq names its product origin recognition complex subunit 4 (gene Orc4). The coding region runs from base 274 to 1518 and encodes 414 amino acids. Gene Ontology annotation, molecular function: DNA replication origin binding. The transcript has 8 exons. Gene Ontology annotation, cellular component: nucleus; nuclear origin of replication recognition complex. The record is from RefSeq and is a predicted model, not a curated record. Gene Ontology annotation, biological process: DNA replication initiation; DNA replication. Lineage: Eukaryota; Metazoa; Arthropoda; Insecta; Hemiptera; Adelgidae.